Molecule: messenger RNA, 369 nt
Organism: Porites lobata
Lineage: Eukaryota; Metazoa; Cnidaria; Anthozoa; Scleractinia; Poritidae
Source: the annotation of a GenBank genome assembly
UUCAAAGCUGGAAAAACCAACAUCACUGUCAAGAGUCCAGGGUUGUUCUCUUGUGAGACAAUCACAUUUGCUGAAUCGUUCUCUGGUGGAAAGCAAGUAAAAGUCUUUGCUUCCUUUGGUCACUCAAUUAACAACCAGGCCCGUGGUAAUGGUGCUGCUAUUUGGGUGGAAUCGGCAGAUAGAACUCAAUUCCGCGCUUGUAUCCACGAGUACAGCAACGGCUCAAAUUCAACUGCUGAGAUAAACUGGAUUGCCCUACAAUCUGCUCCCAAAAGAGCACAACUCGGAACCGCUUCCCUGGACUCUUGGACUACCGGAACAGAAUGUAAAAAGAUAGACUUUCCUCAGGUACGUUCCAUUUUGCUAUGA